AUGUCUGAGUCUUCAGGCUCAAGUCCUGUACAACACUCCAAGUCAGGAAGAUCUCCACCACCAUCCAGUGAUCCUGGAUGCUGUCUGCACCACUUUUCUCAAUAUAUUAAUCAGAAAAACUCGAUGCUGACUGGUCCAGGAGUGCCGCCCAGGCCUCAUGCACAGUGUUGUCCUGCACUAUCUGCUGUGUACACUCCACCAUCGACCUUUGGUUUGCCCACUAUUGCACCAAUACCCCCACCAUUACCCGAUCUGCCACUGAUGAGUGUUACUGGCACACUUUUUCAGUUACCUGAAGCUUUACCACUCACUAUCACACCCUACUUUGCUGGAGAGGCUGAUGCAAAUGUUAGGUGGGUCAAACAGGAUCAAGCUUUAUACAAGGAACUUGUUGGUGCAAUCACUGAUGAUUGCUAUUGCCUAGCAAAUCUGGACCCUAUUACUGUGUCACUUGUGGAUGACACAUUGGGGUUUUCAAUCACUGGGAUGAAGUUGUGGAGAACAUCGAAGGCUUUUCUGAUGUGGUUUACGCUGUUACUUCGCUUACCAUUGGAGAAGUACUCCUUUGUGCUGGAAUUAGGAAUGGUGAAGUACACAAUCGUCAAAUAUGAACUUAGCACAUAUCAAUUUGUCUGUCCUAUUAUGUCUCAACCACUUGGUCUCUUCGGAGAAGGCAUUAGACAUGAGUCCAGAAUCAAGAUUAAUCAGUUGUCAGUCAAAGACCACAAGCUUGUUAUACGAAAGUAUACCAUUGUUAAGACCAUGCACAAAGGGUGUAAUGGCUACUCAGGACAAGUCCUGAGUAGAAGCAAACAGAGGAUCAGAGGAUCAGAGGAUCAGAGGGUCAGAGGAUUAGAGAAUCAGAGGAUCAGAGGAGCGGAGGAGCGGAGGAGUGGAGGAGCGGAGCUCCGGCCUAGGGAAUUCCUCCCUAGGCCUAAGGAAGAUUUCACAAGGAAGGAACUAGUAUAA
Suillus bovinus is the source of this 969-nucleotide messenger RNA. RefSeq lists its product as uncharacterized. Bases 1 to 969 code for a protein of 322 amino acids. The record is from RefSeq and is a predicted model, not a curated record. Lineage: Eukaryota; Fungi; Basidiomycota; Agaricomycetes; Boletales; Suillaceae. The transcript is spliced from 11 exons.